UGUAAAACAGAAAACAGGUGCGUUAUGGAUUUAUGGAUGAUCUUAUCCAUUUGCUUUUUAUGGAUGGCGUGAGUUACGGAACAACACAAACACAAGUGAGCUGCGUUUGAGAGGAUCUUGUCUCACAUUUUAAGAUGGACGUUUAUCUCUGUGUAAUGUGGGUGAUAUCUGUGCUCUACCGUCUGACAUGGGCAUGCACCGAGACCCAUGUGGCCGACACAGGCACCUUCACCUCCCUCAACUACCCCAAUGACUACCCUCCAAACCUUAUGUGUACUUACACCUUGACACCUGUCACCCCCGGGGCUGUGCUUAGACUCGUCUUUGAUGACUUCAGCACAGAGGAGGACAAGGAUUUAGUGAAGAUCUAUGACGCAGACGACAAACUAGUGAUCACAAAGAGCGGUGGGCGUUACAAGUGGGUUGUUAUCCCUACAGCAAGCUAUUUGAAGGUCGUGUUUUCGUCUGACAAUGCCAACACGUUCCUUGGCUUCAACGCAAGUUGGUCUAUUGCCCCCUCGUCGCAGGCGUUUGACUACCGGGUUGCCAUGGCAACGAGAUGCCCUGUCCAAGGACUCUUUGAACCAUUUCCAGAGAUAAACGGAAUUAGAAAGCUGGAGAUUAUGCCAUCAAUGACCUUCCAUACCUGUAUGCUGCUGUGUCAAGUGCUGGCGGAAUGUUCGUAUUUUAAGAUAUAUUCCAGCGGAAACUGUUACGUGUACGAAUAUCAGGACGGCUUCGUGCUGAAAUACACCUCCACUUACAAAAAGGUUACCAACCCGUAGUCAUGGACGAAGCCUUACGGUGAUCAAGAGAGUAGAUGAAUGUCGUUUUAUGUGGCAAUCUGAACAGCUAGGGGAACUGUGAAUGAGGGAAUGCUGAUCAGGCGAACCAUCGGAAUACUGCUUCAUGUCGUCAACAGAAAGUUGCUUUACACAUAAUAGAAGUUUUCGAGUUGCCUCCGGUUACUUCAGUAACCCAUUCUUCCGUAACCCAUGCUUGUCGUAAGAGGCGACUAACGGGAUCAG
This is a messenger RNA of Haliotis rubra (blacklip abalone), 1028 nucleotides long. RefSeq names its product adhesion G-protein coupled receptor G6-like. The transcript has 4 exons. The coding region runs from base 135 to 785 and encodes 216 amino acids. The record is from RefSeq and is a predicted model, not a curated record. NCBI's taxonomy places the organism in Eukaryota, Metazoa, Mollusca, Gastropoda, Lepetellida, Haliotidae. Gene Ontology annotation, molecular function: serine-type endopeptidase activity.